This is a messenger RNA of Nematolebias whitei (Rio pearlfish), 4196 nucleotides long. It is a transcript of the gene setdb1b, whose product is annotated as SET domain bifurcated histone lysine methyltransferase 1b. The coding region runs from base 69 to 3899 and encodes 1276 amino acids. Lineage: Eukaryota; Metazoa; Chordata; Actinopteri; Cyprinodontiformes; Rivulidae. Gene Ontology annotation, biological process: negative regulation of gene expression; heterochromatin organization. Gene Ontology annotation, cellular component: nucleus. Gene Ontology annotation, molecular function: protein binding; DNA binding; zinc ion binding. The transcript is spliced from 25 exons. The record is from RefSeq and is a predicted model, not a curated record.
ACCCAUUGUAGCUAGCUGCUAUCCGUUAGCAUUAGCAACAAGCUAGUUUUAACCCCGCGCCCGACGGGAUGGAAAACAAUGAGAGGAUGGAGGUUGACGGCUGGGACUCCAGUCUGGAGGAAGAACUGGGUGUUUCCUUGGAUGACCUGAAGAAGUUGAUUGAAGAAGCAGUGGAGCAGAGUGAGAUCGUGCAAAAGAAAAAAGCUCAGUUGAAAGACCUUAAGCAAUGGGUCGAGCAGAAAGAGGAGGAGGAGGCAAAGACAGAAAGGCUUCUCAACGAUGCAAACGAUUCUAUAUUGGAGUGCGAGAUGCUGGUGAGGGCAGCUUACGAAAAGAACGGACUUGUCUACCGCGAAAGCAGCUCGGAAGAUGAAGGCGGCGGAACAAACAGACGGACCUCUGAAGUGAUUGAGAUAGACGACGAUGACGACGAUGAUGUCAUUGCUGUUGGUUGUUUGGUUCCUCCAAAGAAAAUUUUAACUCCUUCCAAAGAUCCUGGGUUAAAAGAAGCUUCUGCAGUUUUACAGAAAACCUCCCAGCAGGUGAACAAGUUGGCCCUAAUGGUGAACAAGCCUUCACCAGGAGCUCAGCUGCUCCGCUCUUCAGCGCAGCCUUCAGCUCAGUCCGGGAUUCAGAGUUCAGCACCAACAGUAUUUGUAUCACAGGCUCCAUCUCAGGCCAUGACCCAGCCAAAUCCGAACCUAAAAGAAGAUGAACUAAAAGUUGGGAUGACCAUUCUGGGGAAAAAACGCACCAAAACGUGGCACAGAGGCACCCUCGUUGCUAUCAACACUAUUGGAAAUAGUACAUUUAAAUAUAAAGUGAGGUUUGAUAAAGGCAAGAGUUUGCUGUCUGGGAACCACGUGGCUUUUGAAUAUAACCCGACUCUGGAGAGCCUGUUUGUCGGGGCCCGUGUUGUCGCUAAGUACAAAGAUGGAAACCUAGUGUGGCUCUACGCGGGAAUUGUAGCAGAGAUGCCCAACAACAAGAACCGCAUGAGGUUUUUGAUCUUUUUUGAUGAUGGCUAUGCUUCUUAUGUGAUACUGCCUGAACUUUACCCAGUUUGCAGACCACUAAAACGUACUUGGGAAGACAUAGAGGACGCAUCCUGUCGAGACUUCAUCGAGGAGUACAUUUCCGCCUAUCCCAGCAGGCCGAUGGUGCUCCUGAAGGUCGGCCAGAUAAUCAAGACGGAGUGGGAGGGAACGUGGUGGAAGAGCCGAGUGGAGGAGGUGGACGGCAGCUUGGUCAAAAUUCUCUUUUUGGAAGACAAAAGGAGUGAAUGGAUUUACAGAGGAUCCACCAGAUUGGAGCCCAUGUUUAAUCUGAAAAUGACUUCCGCAACCACCCAUGAGAAGAAGCUGGCCGGCCACCAAAGGACAAGACCAAACAUGGGAGCAUUGAGGAGUAAAGGCCCAGUAGUUCAGUACACUGGUGUUGAGCAUGUUGGAGCAUCUCCUGGCCAGGCGCCGCAGGCAUCACCCAGUCAGCCUUCGACAGCGCCACAGUCCCAGCAGCCCCUUCAACUCCAGCAGCCUCCUGUGCCCCAGCAGCUUCCUGUGCCUCAGCAGCCUCCUGUUCCCCAGCAGCCUCCUGUGCCCCAGCAGCCCCCUCUGCCCCAGCAAACCUCUCAAACCCUGCUUAUCGUUCAGCCACAGCAAACUCCUCAGCCCACUCAAACCACACAUCUUCAAUAUAUUCAGAAUAAGCAUCAGAUGGCAAAGAAGAGCACUUCUCCAUUUGUCCCUGGGGUGGGAGGAACACAUGCUUCUAAAAUAUUGCUGUCUUCAUCAAGUUCUGCCAUCUUCUCAGGUGGAAAAAUAUUGAUUACUACAACUGCUCCCACAUCCUCCUCCACGCCUUCGUACCAGAGACAGCAACCCACUGUGAUUGCUCCCCAUCCCCCUGUGACACAUGCAAUGGUCACCAUUCCCCAACAUCCCUCCUACAGAGCCCCAACGGACAGAAUCUUCUACCUGGCACACACAUGUCAGCCUACAUGUCUGAACCGCGUUCGACCAGUCAAACAAGACAUGCACCUAGGAAAGAACCCCCUCCUCACUCCUCUGCUGUAUGAUUUCAGACGCAUGACGAGUCGACGCAAAGUCAACCGCAAAGUUUCUUUCCAUGUGACCUACAAGGCUCCAUGCGGACUUUGCCUUCGCAACAUGUCAGAGAUACAGAAUUACCUCUUCCAGUCUCGCUGUGACUUUAUAUUCUUAGAGAUGUUCUGUCUAGACCCCUAUGUGCUCGUGGAUCGACCCUUCCAGCCACAAAGACCCUUCUAUUACAUUCCAGACAUCACCAGUGGAAAGGAGGACAUCGCUCUCUCCUGUGUCAACGAGAUUGAUACCACCCCACCUCCUAAAGUAGCCUACAGUAAAGAGCGUAUUCCUGAAGAUGGCGUAUUUAUUAACACCAGUGCAGAUUACCUGGUUGGGUGUGAUUGCACAGACGGCUGUCAAGACAAGUCCAAAUGUUUCUGCCACCAGCUGACCCUGCAGGCUACAGCUUGUACACCCGGAGGACAGGUCAACACUAACGCAGGAUAUUUGUACAAACGAUUAGAGGAGUGCUUGCCAACAGGGAUCUACGAGUGUAAUAAAAGGUGCAAAUGUUGUGUUCAGAUGUGCACCAACCGGCUGGUGCAGCACGGCCUGCAGGUCCGCCUUCAGCUCUUUAAGACUCAGAACAAAGGCUGGGGCAUCCGGUGUCUGGAUGAUAUCGCUAAGGGCUCUUUUGUCUGCAUUUAUGCUGGUAAAAUCUUGACUGAUGACUUCGCUGACAAAGAAGGUCUAGAGAUGGGUGAUGAGUAUUUUGCUAACCUGGACCACAUAGAGAGUGUGGAGAACUUCAAGGAAGGCUACGAGAGCGAGGCUCACUGCUCAGACAGCGAGGGAAGCGGAGUGGAUGUGUCCAGGAUAAAAAUCCAACCGUCUGCUUUAGUUUCGGGCACCAAUGCGGGACGACAUCCCAAAAAGGUCAAAAGCUCGAGCUCUUCAAACCGCAGCAACGAUGAAAAAGACUCGAAGAGUGACGAAAGCGACAGUUCAGACGACACGUUUGUGAAGGACAACUAUUUCAACUCCAGUUCUGUGUGGAGGAGUUACACCACACGAGGUCAAGUCAAGGGCACCAAGGAAGGAAGUCAAGACAGUAAAGAUGGAAUGAGUGUUUCUGGAGGAGCAGCUGGUGAAAAGUCCCUGUCGAUCCCAGAAGAGACGGGGAAAAGCAAAGUGGCUUCCUGGCUAACAAGCCAGGGGCUCAAGAAGGACUCUGAAGAUAAGAAGUGUGUUGGAAUUCCUCAAAAUACACCAGUUCAAACGAAGAAGCAGGAUGUGAUGACUCUCUCUGACAGCGAUGAUGUCCAGACCAUCAGCUCAGGAUCUGAGGACAACAAGGAACGAGACAAACCCGCUCCAGUUUCUGGCCCCACUGUGACCAAAAAGCAGGUGGCGGUGAAAUCCACCCGAGGCAUCGCCCUGAAGAACAGCCACAGCAUGAUGGUGAAGACAGGAACACCUGGAGGGGGGGCGGGACCGAGCAGCCAGGGGGCCAAACAUGGACAGCAGGGGCAGCCUGGAGGAGGGGGAGAAAACGCUCCCAGGAACACUCGCCUGUUCUACGACGGCGAAGAAUCCUGCUACAUCAUCGAUGCCAAGCUGGAGGGAAACCUUGGGCGGUACCUCAACCACAGCUGCAGUCCUAACCUCUUUGUCCAGAACGUGUUUGUGGACACGCAUGACCUGCGAUUCCCCUGGGUGGCGUUCUUUGCCAGCAAGCGUAUCCGGGCCGGCACCGAGCUGACCUGGGACUACAACUACGAGGUGGGGAGCGUGGAAGGUAAAGAGCUGCUGUGCUGCUGCGGAUCCACAGAGUGCAGAGGACGACUGCUGUGAUCCAUCUGGAUCCGCUGGAUCUAGAAAAACACCCAGAGUCCCUCCAACACUGUAACUGAAUUAUUUUAGUUCUAUACAUUUUCUUACAGCUGUUUUGCUGCUUUUAUUUGACAUCAAGCAGUUUCCUACAUUUUUCUUGGGGUGGGGGGUGAGGGCGCAGAGGUUAGAGAAGGCAUGUGAUCGAUAACGGUUCGACUCCCCAGACCAACGGUGGUCAAAAUAGGUGGGAAAAAUGAAGCACCCACACCUGCUUCCUCCCUCAUUUGCCCCACUCUUGGCCCUUGAGCAAGGCCCUUA